AUGAAGCGUGACCUACCCGAGCUCGAUAAGCAACUCUGCGGCGUCUGCGGCUCUACAGAGCGGUGGUUCCUCCACUACGUCCGCCACAGAGGAAUUUAUCGUAAGCUCUGCACCAACUGCGUCCUCAAGAACAACCCAGGCCUCCUCUGCCCUAUCUGCCUCGACUUCUACGAGCACCCCCUUCCAGUACGUAACCAGGUCAUGUGCGUCAGGUGCCCUUCCAUCUCUCACUCUGCAUGCGUCGCAGCCAAUUCCUCCUUCCGCAACUUCCAGUGCCCUCCCUGCUCCCAACCCACAUUCUCCUUCUUUAACCUCAGCCGCCAAAACGACUGCCAAGAAGCCAAAACAACAAUCGUGAUCGACAAGGACGCCGCCAAGGCCCUCUUCGCGGCCGCCAGGAUCGCAGAGGCUGUGAUGACUGAAGCUGCCGUCGUCGCCAGGGGCACGGCCGAGAGCCAGGUCAAUGACGCCAUCAAGGCGAAAAAGAAGGCCAGAGAGGCCUUGGAAUGA
This is a messenger RNA of Prunus dulcis (almond), 510 nucleotides long. RefSeq lists its product as uncharacterized. The record is from RefSeq and is a predicted model, not a curated record. The coding region runs from base 1 to 510 and encodes 169 amino acids. The transcript has a single exon. NCBI's taxonomy places the organism in Eukaryota, Viridiplantae, Streptophyta, Magnoliopsida, Rosales, Rosaceae.